UGACGCGCUCGCGCUCGUGGCCGCGCGUACCCCCCUCCCGGCUGUGCUGGUGGCGGCGGCGGCGGCUCGGCCAUGGCGGACCUGAGCGCGGAGCGGCUGUGCUCGCUGCCCGGCAACUGGAGCUACGGGAUCAGCCAGGGCGGUCGCCUCUUCUUCAUCAACGAGGAGGCGAAGAGCACGACCUGGCUGCACCCGCACACCGGAGAGGCCGUGAUCACCGGGCACCGCCGCAGCGCAGACUUACCCACAGGUUGGGAAGAAGCAUAUACUUUUGAAGGUGCAAGAUACUACGUAAAUCAUAAUGAACGGAAAGUGACCUGCAAGCAUCCAGUAACAGGACAGCCAUCACAGGAUAACUGUAUUUUUGUUGUGAAUGAACAGACUGCUGCAACCAUGACAUCUGAAGAAAAGAAAGAACGAACAGUAAGCACAAUAAGUGACGCUUCCAACUACAAUUUGACAUCAGAUUAUGCUGUGCAUCCAGUGAGCCCUGUGGGCAGAACGUCACGGUCUUCAAAGAAGGUUCAUAAUUUUGGAAAGAGAUCAAACUCAAUAAAGAGGAAUCCUAAUGCACCGGUGAUCAGACGGGGGUGGCUUUACAAGCAGGAUAGUACUGGUAUGAAGCUGUGGAAGAAACGAUGGUUUGUGCUUUCUGAUCUGUGCCUCUUCUAUUACAGAGAUGAAAAAGAAGAGGGAAUAUUGGGGAGCAUACUUCUACCUAGUUUUCAGAUAUCGAUGCUUUCUUCUGAGGAUCAUAUUAAUCGCAAAUAUGCUUUUAAGGCAGCUCAUCCAAACAUGAGGACCUAUUAUUUCUGCACAGAUACAGGGAAGGAAAUGGAGCUAUGGAUGAAAGCCAUGAUAGAUGCAGCACUUGUACAGACAGAACCCGUGAAAAGAGUAGAGAAGAUGACUGAAAACACACCACCUCGAGAAGUGAAUAACAUUUCGAACCACAGGGUGUUAAUUAAACCAGAGGCACAGAAUAAUCAAAAAAACAAAGAAGUAAGCAAAAAUGAAGAGAAGGCGGCUUUGGAAGCUGAAAAAUAUGGAUUUCAGAAAAUUGGACAAGAUAAACCCUUAACUAAAAUUAAUAGUGUAAAGCUAAAUUCAGAAUACAGAACCUUACCAGUGAGCGCACUUCAGGCUGGACUCUACAGGCCAGUUCAUUUAAAUGGGUCUGAGAAUAAAGCUGUCAAUAUUGUGGCGGACUCUGGAGAUGGAGGACAGCACAAUGCAGUUCACUCACAUAUGGAGUCUGAACGAGUCAUACAGAGAACUAAUUCAAUGCUUCAGUUGGAGCAGUGGAUUAGAAUUCAGAGAGGAAAGGGGCAAGAUGAGGAAACAAGAGGCAUAAUUUCAUAUCAGACGCUACCAAGAAAUAUGCCAAGCCACCGACCCCAAGUUGCACCCCGUUACCCAGAAGGCUAUAGAACCCUGCCAAGGAACAGCAAAACGAGGCCAGAGAGUGUUUGUAGUGUGACACCAUCAGUUUAUGACAGGACCAUAGGACCAGUAACAGCUGAAGAAAAGCGGAGAUCCAUGCGGGAUGACACAAUGUGGCAACUCUAUGAAUGGCAACAACGUCAAUUUUACAAUAAGCAAACAACUCUUACUCGACAUAGUACUUUAAGUAGUCCAAAAACCAUGAUCAAUAUUUCUGAUCAGGUGAUGCAUUCCAUUUCCACAUCACCUUCCCAUGGUUCCAUAGCUGGUUACCAAGGAUAUUCCCCUCAACGGACAUACAGAUCAGAAGUGUCAUCACCAGUGCAAAGAGCAGAUGUAACAAUUGACCGCAGACAUAGAACGCAUCAUGCUAAGCACGUCUUCAUGCCUGAAAGAAGGUCGAUGCCAGCAGGUCUGACUUUACAGCCUGUUACUCCUCAGAGCCUCCAAGGCAAAACGCCAGAGGAGCUCACGCUGCUGCUAAUAAAGCUGAGACGGCAGCAAGCUGAACUGAGUAGUAUCCGGGAACACACACUAGCACAGCUCAUGCAACUAAAACUUGAGGCCAACAGCCCAAAGAAUGAGAUUCUUUCACAUCACCUUCAAAGGAAUGCCAUAUAUUUGGAUCAUCAGAUGAAAGAGAAUGAACCUUUAAUCACCAUGGUUCACACUAUGAUUGAGAACUCGGCGCUAAGACCACAACUGUACCAGCAAUUGACACAAGAAGAAUGUAGGGGUACACUAUACAAAUAUAGAUCUGAAGAAUUGGAUAUAGAUACUAAGCUUAGCCGAUUAUGUGAACAAGAUAAAGUGGUACAAGCACUGGAAGAGAAACUUCAGCAGCUACACAAGGAGAAAUACACGCUUGAGCAAGCUUUGCUAUCAGCCAGUCAAGAGAUAGAAAUGAAUGCAGAUAACCCAGCUGCCAUACAGAAUGUAGUCUUACAGCGAGAUGACUUACAGAACGGACUGCUUAGCACUUGUCGAGAAGUGUCUCGAGCUACUGCAGAACUGGAAAGAGCAUGGAGGGAGUAUGACAAAUUAGAAUAUGAUGUAACAAUUACAAGGAACCAUAUGCAGGAGCAGCUGGACCGACUUGGGGAAGUUCAGACUGAGUCAGCAGGUAUACAGCGUGCUCAGAUUCAGAAGGAACUUUGGAGAAUUCAAGAUGUCAUGGAAGGUUUGAGUAAACAUAAACAACAAAGAAGCUCUACAGAGGCAGGUAUCAUGGGAUCAAAGGCUUUUUCAGCUAUUAAGUGUAAAAAUGAGGAAGAGGAAGUAGUCCCACCUCGUCCUCCACUCCCUCGGUCCUAUGACUUUACAGAGCAUCCUCCCAUAAUCCCCUCUCUGCCCAGUGAUAGCAGCUCCUUGCUCUGUUAUAGUAGGGGCCCAGUACAUCUGCUGGAAGAAAAGAAGAUUCACCAAGUUCAAGGAUAUCAGAGAAAUGGAUCUUACUGUGGUCCAGAUUAUAGACUUUAUAAGAGUGAGCCAGAGUUAACAACAGUGGCAGAAGUUGAUGAAUCUAAUGGUGAAGAAAAGACAGAACUAGUUUCAGAGUCAGAAACUUCUACAACUAAAGGUUCACAUUUUCCUGUUGGAGUUGUCCCUCCCAGAACCAAAUCACCAACUCCAGAAUCGUCAACAAUAGCCUCUUAUGUCACUUUAAGGAAAAACAAGAAGAUAGAUCUAAGAAUGGAAAGGCCGAGAAGUGCAGUGGAGCAGUUAUGUCUGGCAGAAAACACUCGGCCUCGAAUGACUGUGGAGGAGCAGAUGGAAAGAAUAAAGAGACACCAACAAGCUUGUCUGAGAGAGAAGAAAAAGGGGCUAAAUAUUAUUGGCGUUUCAGAUCUGUCUCCUUCACAGAGCUCAUCCUUUGUUAGGGAUAAUCCAUUUAAGCUGUCUCAGAAUCGAAGAAAGGACGAUAUGGUAUCCAGUAACAUUAAGGAAUUAGAGAAUGCCAUAAGAGAGAAUGAUUUGGAACCAAAUCAUGAAACUCCUGCAGAAGAAAUAACACAACUGAAUGCUAGAUCAGAAGAGCAUAAUGCAAAUUUUACUAAAGAGUUGACAAAAAGUGAUGACCCACUGUUACCAGACACGUGUGUUAUAGCUGAUCCAAAAGAAGGGAAUGCUGAAGGAGGAGUAGAAAAACAAAAGGAAUUGGGAAAAACACAUAAUGUAGAUAUCAGUCUGCAGAACAUGGCCCCAGUUGCAAACCACAAACAUGAAACCAGUCCAAAAGAGAGUGAAGCAGCCAGUGUUCAAGAGCAAGAAGGGAUUAUUUCUUCUUUUGCGUUAGCAGUACAAUCUUCAAGAGAAAAUCAAACAGCAGGAAAAAAUCUGCCCUCUUCACCAGAGUCCCCACCAUCACCAGCUCUAUCAACGCAACCACAGCUCACAGAAGGAUCACAUUUCAUGUGUGUAUAGUCUCAGAGAAAUAGCCACAGUGAGGUCAGAAUCUCCCCAUCAUGCCUAAUCCUAAGAGGUACUUUAUGCAGUGUUUUGGUAAAAUACAGUAACUUGAUCUAUGUCUGUCUUUCAGCUCUUAACAGAUUCUGUUGAAACCAUUCAUGGCCGAGGAGUACGGACCUAUGGAAAUAUAAGAAGAUAUUGUAGAGUAUAUUUUAAAUCUAUGAAAUUCAUAGUUCUGAUGCUUUUGGCCACAGAGCAUCAUUUUAUAACUUCCUGGAAAAUGUUUAUUCCAAGACAGCUUUAAAUGGCCCAUAUGUACACUCAACAGUCUGAAGAUCGUUCUUCCGAUACCAGCCUGCUGCUAUGAUUUCCAUGCACAUAAAGAUUCUUUUUCAUAUGCAGCCUAAAGUCAGAAUCUUAGUUGAUGUUUUACAGAAUUUAAUGUUUUUAAUUAUGCAAUCAUUUAAGUUUGCAUUUUUGCUUCUUUUAGGUACAUAACAGAUCAGUUUCUUUUACAUAUCACCACUAAACCUUGUUUUACAUUUUUUAAAUACUAGUGUAUUUUGACAUUUGAUUUGUAAAAUUUUUAUAUAUAUUUAAAAUGUGCCAUUUUUAUUAUUGCUGAGUAAAGUAUGUCCUGUUUCUGCUGUAAUUAUUUCUUGGUCAGGUUGCAGCAUCAGCAGUUACUGCCACACUGUUAUCACAUAUACAUGAAUAUUUGUGCUUACUUUUUCUUAAACAAAAUGAAGUGUAGGUAUUUUGAGGUACUGGGCUCUUUGUUGGAAUAGGGUGUGUACAGCAAUAAGCAGGCUUUCAAUUCCAGUACUUAGUUUGUGUACAAAUGUAAUUAUGUUCAUUGUGUAUAUAUUAUACAAUGAGCACAUCCAAUGUAAGUAUAAGAAGCCACUUACUAUUGUUCAAAUGCAAAUGUUCAUAUCUCAUUUCUUUUUUAUCAUGUUAAAUAAAUGUUAAUGUUCUUAA
Messenger RNA from Chrysemys picta bellii (western painted turtle), 4833 nucleotides. The record is from RefSeq and is a predicted model, not a curated record. NCBI's taxonomy places the organism in Eukaryota, Metazoa, Chordata, Testudines, Emydidae.